AAAACGCUUAUGAUGGGAAUUGCCCACAAAGUCUGAGCUCAAUUGACUUUCUCUUUACGUAUCGAACACCGUCUUUCUGGGUGUCGAACCGUCCAUUAUGUUUCCUUUGAGCGUCACUUUGCUCGCGGCGGUCCUGUUUGGCGUAACGAGCGCUCAGAACGAAACAGAUAUCGAGUCUACAGUCCAGUUCUUGUUCCCCAGCUACUGUUGCACUGCUUUGACCUUGAGUCCUGUAGCCAAGCGCGUCACCUAUCCUGGUCAAAAUGCAUACAACGCCAGUCUUGCUUCUUACUUUGACGGAAAGAGUAGAUUGACGCCUAAUUGUAUUGUGCAACCAACGACUGCUAAGGAGGUCUCCGCCACUGUGAAGAUUCUGGGGGCUGCCAGCUUGCUGAAGACCUGCCAAUUUGCCGUACGAUCUGGCGGCCAUACCCCGAUCCCUGGUGCCAACAAUGUCGACGAUGGAGUAACCAUUGACCUGCUGUACAUGAACGGCACGACCUACAAUGACGGGACCAAAUUAGCAAGCAUUAUGCCAGCCGCCAGAUGGGGAUCUGUCUACGCAGCUUUGGAGCCAUUGGGGCGCAUGGUAGCCGGCGGUCGAGGGUCCACGGUCGGUGUCGGCGGCUUCCUGCUGGGUGGAGGUAUAUCUCACUACGCGCCCCGCGUCGGGUUGUCCUGCGAUAACGUGGUCAACUUCCAGGUCGUCCUUGCCGACGGCCGCAUUGUGAACGCCAGCAAGAAGACUAACGCCGAUCUUUUCACUGCGCUCAAAGGUGGUAACAACAAUUUCGGCAUUGUGACCCGAUACGACAUGGAGACUUUCGAGAACGAAGAUCUAUGGGGAGGUAUCGUUUCCUGGCCUGCGUCCACCGUCAAUCAACAUUUCAAGUCGCUUGUCAACUUCGGUCUGGACUCGAACAGGGACCCAAACGCUGCUUUGAUCGUCUUCCAGGGCUACUCCACAGCCAGCCCAAUAGACGUCGUGCGGGCUGCCUUCGAUUACACAAAGCCUGUGGUACGCCCGGAUGCUUACCGCGAGUUUUUCGCCGUCAACAACACCAUCAGCGAUUCGACUAAGAUCCAACCUAUGAGCGCAAUCGCUGCCGAGUUUGGUAGCGACACCACCAAACGAGUUCAAUUCCGUACACUCUCGUUCAAGAUUGAUCUCGCGACCCUCCAGGAGACAGCACGUCUUUACAACAUCGUCAUCACGGAGCUUCAAGCCAAGGCUUCUGGCCAGUGGCGCGUCUCGUGCUUGCAUCAAGUUUGGGCGACAAGUUACACCGCGAACAGCACGGCCAAGGGCGGCAACGUGCUCGGCAUGGAGCGCUACAGCGAGAACUUUAUCAUGUACCAGUCCUACCUAUCUUGGUCGGAGGCCCAAGACGACGAAUUAUUCAUCAGCUUGGGCAAGAUGUUGACCGAUGGCAUCCAGAAGUUCGCCACCGAAAAGGACACAGCGAUAGACUAUCUGUAUCUCAACUAUGCCGACAAGGACCAGGAUCCACUUUCAUCCUACGGUGCCGACAAGGUGGCGUUCAUGAAGAAGGUCGCGAAGAAGUAUGAUCCUCUCGGGGUCUAUCAGAAACUUCUGCCGGGAGGAUUCAAGAUCUCCGAGGUGUGAGAAUGCCGGUGCUGCGGCUCCUCUAAGUAACUUCAACUAAAGUCUUGAGUCACAAAACUGGGCUACCUUGCUCGAGACCUCUGGUGCAUAUAUGACUUUUUUUCCGAAAUGUAGCUUUGAGCUGUGAUUUGGAGCAGCAGAAAGCACGUUUUUCUGUGUGCAUCCUCGGCGUUAAAGGCCGUGUUGACCGAGUGUGGAACGAAGACUGUUU
Molecule: messenger RNA, 1838 nt
Organism: Didymella exigua CBS 183.55
Lineage: Eukaryota; Fungi; Ascomycota; Dothideomycetes; Pleosporales; Didymellaceae
Product: FAD binding domain-containing protein
Exons: 3
Coding region: 98-1627 (509 amino acids)
Molecular function (GO): FAD binding
Source: RefSeq, a predicted model, not a curated record